AUGGAGCAGCCAUCGGCCUCGGAUCCCAUGGGAAACCCUGUCUUGGGCCAGGGAACAACCACCGGAGGCGUGAACUGGGUCGGAUUCCUGGCAGAGCAAUAUAACAAGACCUUGGUGCUUGCCUAUGACCUUGCUGUCGGCGGCGCGACCAUCGACAACGCUAUCGUUUCAGGCUUUAUGUAUGACAUGGUCUGUCAGAUAAAUACCUUUAAUUCGGUUUACAAGGGUAGCCCUCCGUCCGCACCGUGGACGUCUUCGGACUCUGUCUUUGCUUUCUGGAUUGGAGUGAACGACGCUGGCGGCUCGUAUACGAACGCCGACCCCCAGAGUAUCACCACCACGCUGACGGCCCGCCCCAUGUAUCAAGCUGAAGGGGAAACCGUCGUGCAGGAAAUGGCAAACUACCUCACCGUGUUCAACCAGGCUAUCGCGAACAUAGUGACCAAUUUCGAGCAAACAUACACGAGUACGACCGUGGUGCUCUACGAUACUUUUACGUUCAUGUCGGCCAUCCUCGCAUCGCCGACAGCGUACGGAUACGCCAGUGAUGACGCAGCUUCAUGCUACAAUGCAGACGGCAUCACUUGCGUAUGGUGGAAUAAUCUACAUCCUGACCAAGUAUAUCACCAGCUGAUGGCCUCGGACAUGGCAUCUCAUAUAUCGCCUCUCGGUGGAUGGUGA
Messenger RNA from Talaromyces rugulosus, 681 nucleotides. RefSeq lists its product as uncharacterized. The record is from RefSeq and is a predicted model, not a curated record. Bases 1 to 681 code for a protein of 226 amino acids. Gene Ontology annotation, molecular function: hydrolase activity, acting on ester bonds. The transcript has 5 exons. Lineage: Eukaryota; Fungi; Ascomycota; Eurotiomycetes; Eurotiales; Trichocomaceae.